This is a messenger RNA of Physella acuta, 4837 nucleotides long. Its product is annotated as zinc finger FYVE domain-containing protein 1. Gene Ontology annotation, molecular function: phosphatidylinositol-3,4,5-trisphosphate binding; phosphatidylinositol-3-phosphate binding; 1-phosphatidylinositol binding. The record is from RefSeq and is a predicted model, not a curated record. Gene Ontology annotation, cellular component: lipid droplet. Gene Ontology annotation, biological process: lipid droplet formation. Lineage: Eukaryota; Metazoa; Mollusca; Gastropoda; Physidae.
AAAAUAAUAACAACUUGAUGAAAAGCAAAGGGAUCCCCCACAAUAACAACGAAUUGAACAAACAAAAUCUGAAAAUGCUUCUGUAAUUUAAUUAUUGUGUAUUAUUUGGUGUAAUAAAGAAGUGACAUUGAGAGAAGGAAAUAAGUAACAGUGGUUAAGUUAGUAAUAAAAUGUACUUAAUGCAUUCACAUCAUCACAAGACACUUGGGAGAAACUAACUUGUGUUAAGUGUUUUGGCAAAAUGGCUAAUAAUUAGCAUUACUAUGUUGAAGUUGGAAUAAUGAAACCAACUAUUAGACGAAGGCCCAAAUCAAAAUCUUCUAUCCAAACAUGCCAAGAAAAGUUCUGCUGUACCCUGAUUAAUUCAAAGGCUACAUAUUACUGUGAUGACUGCAAAUCAGCCCAGUGCACAGAAUGUGUGAAUCAAAUUCAUAAAUCUAAACUGAAGUACGAUUUUCACUGUCGUCGCCCACUUCCAGCUGCUCCUGAAUCAGAACUGUGCCAAGCAAAAAACAUAAAUUUAAUCUGCCAAGAAAAAAACUUUCCGGAUAUUUGGUGUGAAAAUUGCAAAUUGCAACUUUGCUUUAGUUGUUACGACUUGUACCAUUCUUGUGAAAAAAGGAAGCAUCACAUUAAUGUUACUAUAGCCUACCACCAAAAAAAGCUUCAAGAACUACAACAGAAAGAUUCUGAACUACAGAAUUCAGUUGAACUGUAUCAAGACGCAAUCACUGAUAUGAUAAAACCAUCUGCCCCUUAUUCUCUAGCAGAUGAGGCUGAUUCUAUGACAUUUUGUUCAUUUCCACAGGAAUUCGGUGAUUCAAAGAAUAACAUGGCUUUCACUUCCAGUAACUCCAGUUUCCAUUCAGAUAAGAGCUCUCUCAGCAUUCCAGAUAUUUGUCAGCUUUCAACAGCCUAUACUCCUGCUGCCACUUUUGCUAAUUCUGCCCCUAGUACUAAUAGGGAUAAAGACUGUGAUGUAUUUCAAAAGAGUUUUCUUCUAGUAGAUGCAAAAGAGGAAUUUCAGAUAAAAGACCAUAAGGAAUUUAUUGACAAGCUAGGAUGUCAUAAAAAAGAUACAUUUAAAGUUAUUUCUAUAUUUGGCAACACAGGGGAUGGAAAAUCCUAUACUUUAAAUCAUGUGUUUUUCAAGGGCUGUAAUGUUUUUAGAACAUCUCCUAGUCAGGACUCUUGUACAGUAGGAGUUUGGUGUGCCCUCUCUACUGAUUAUAAAGCUAUAGUUUUGGAUACAGAAGGGCUGUUGGGAACAUCGGAAAAUGCAAACCAGCGGACUCGUCUAUUGUUGAAAAUCCUUGCAGUAUCUGAUAUAGUAGUGUAUCGUACAAAAGCGGAAAGACUACACAAUGACAUGUAUGUGUUCCUCAGCAAUGCUUCCAAAGCUUAUUGUGAAAGGUUUAAAGAAGAACUUAUAAAUACAUCAAAAAGAAAUGGUAUAAGUGAAGCUAACUUGGGUCCUUCUUUAAUUGUUUUCCAAGAAACCAAUCGUACUGAUACAUUAGAAAAAACAUCUGAAAACCAAUCACAAGAUUAUGCAUCACAUGAGUUACGAAAGAGGUUCUAUGAGUCAGGAAAUCUUGUGAAUGCAUUUCAUGAGACCCUCUACUACGUUGGCAUUAGGACUGAACCACAUAAAGAUACAGACUUUACUCAUAUUUCCAAGUGUAUUAUAAAAAGGCUUCAAGAUAAUUCAGUGAGAACACCAAGAAAAGCAGAGAUUAUCUUUAAAUCUUUAAAGGCAAUAAAUGACAAAUUUAGUGGGAUGAUUGAGACACCAAGUUUCAACACAUUUCCAGAUGAAUAUUUUACUUGUACCAGUAAAUGCUUAGCUUGCAAGUCUAGAUGUAAACUAAGCAUGAACCACGACACUGAAAGUGAGCCUCAUGAUGCAGGUCGGGAUGUGCUGUGUGAGUAUCAGAGUCAGUAUGGAAACAAGGUUUUCAUGUGCAAAACAUGUUUACGCAACAAAAAACAAGUAAUAGUUAUGCCCAAAACAUCUUCGUCAUCUGACAACUCCUGGCUGGGUUUAACUAAGUACAUUUGGUCAGGUUAUGUGUAUGAAUGUCCAAACUGCGGUGUAAUUUAUAGAAGUAGGGAGCAUUGGUUUGGGAAUGAAGAAGAAGAAAAAGUGUUACAUGUAGAGUACAGACAUGUUUGGCCACAGGGACCAACUACACUAGAUGGCACACAUAAUGCAGCACGCAAAGUUAUUGACAGCUUUCAUUAUGUAGCAGAUACUAUCAGCAGUGUUGGAGCAAGACCAACUAAAUAUAUUGCUGAGUGGACGGCAGAUCAGAUCAACCCUUCGUACUGGGUACCAAACUCUGAGAUUAUUAAAUGUUCCAAACCUGAAUGUCAAAUCAUGUUUGACUGUGCUGAGCAGAAGCACCACUGCCGAUCAUGUGGGAAAGGAUUUUGCUCAGACUGUUCCUCCAAGAAAAGACCAGUCCCAGAGAGAGGAUGGGGCCCUGAACCAGUCAGAGUAUGUGAUGCUUGCUACUCCAAGGAUGAGAAAGGUACAAGCAAAACCUCCAUUUCUAAAACAGAAAUAAACAGUGAAGAGUCCCCACAACAAGUAGCUUUAACAGCUAGAAAAGUUGGGGAAGUUGUGACCUCGACUUUUAGUGCUGUGGCUUCUGCAUUGGAUUAUCCUAUCGGAGUGAUUAAAAGUUCAGCGAUGCCAUCAUAUUGGGUACCUGAUGAUAAGAUCACAGCUUGCUGCGUUUGUGAGCAGCAGUUUGGGUUUCGGCUGGCUAAGCACCAUUGCAGAGCCUGUGGUCAGGGUGUGUGUGAGAGCUGUUCUCGCAACAAGCGUGCUGUUCCUCUCAGAGGCUGGGAUUAUCCGGUCCGAGUUUGCGAUAAAUGUGAAAGUAAAACAGACAGGAUAUAAGCAUAACAAUCACAAUUUUUUUUACUUUAGAUAUAUUUGAAAAAUAUAAACUACUGAAGAAUAUUUUUAAUAUGUGAUAUCUAUGGAUAAAUGUUUUACUUGACCAGUUGCAAUAUUUAUCUUUUCUCUGUUGGAUGACAAUAACUUUUUUUAAUAACAAAAAAAUUAAAUUCCAGUCAAACUGUUUAAAAAUUAAAAUAAAGCUUGAUUAAUAUUCUGACAACUAUUCUAAGUUAAUUAAGUUAUUAAACUAUCAAAUUUACUUCCAAGUUUUUAUUUAAAAAGCCAACAUUAAGUAACACAUUUUGUAAUGAAUUAUAUGCAUAACGUUAACAAUUAAAUGUAACAAUAAAUAGAUUUGAGACUGAAUACAAUGAAAAAAUGUCUAAUUAUUUCAAUUUUUUUUUUUUAAAUUCUUUGAAAAUGUUUAAAAAAACUUUUGUAUGAACAAAAAGUUAUCUAUAAUAUUAUAACAGUACAACUGCCAAUUUCUUAUUCUACCAUAAAUUUAUUUUAUACUUUAUAUGGGAUAGAUUGAUCAAUUUAAGUUUUAUUUUUUUUUAAAGUUAGUUUUAUAGAAAUGUAAUUGCUGGUCUUUGAUAUAUUUCCUUCUGUAUUACCCACAUUCUAAUAGUAAAAAUCUGUGUAGUGAAAUGUGGGUCUUGUGAUGAGCUUAUUGUAUGCUGUUUUAUGCUUUCUAUGGUGGUGUGUAAAGUAUUUAAAAUGUAGGUUUGGUGAAGGUAAAAUUGAAAAUAAAACUGAGCAAUUGCAAUCCUUUUUAUUUCAUUAAAUAUGUUUGAACUGAAUGUUUAUUGACAGCAGCUUUAUUACUUAUGCAAGGGAAAUAUGGUUCAAUAUGAAAAAUAUCUCAUUUUUUCCCAAAGCUCUGACUUAACUCUAGACCAGAUUUUUCACUGCAUUGUUCUGCUUUUGUUUUUUAAACAUUUAUUUUGAAACUUGUACAAGAGUUCUAUUACUGUGUACAGACCACUUCUUGAGUAGUAUAAAGACUGCAUCAAAAUGAUUUUGGCAUUUAUCCAAUUUUAUUUAUGUCCUUUUUGAAGUUUUAAUGUGUUGAAUCAUAUUUUCAAUAUGUGUGUUAUCCACUAAGACAGCUGACGUACUCUGUAAACAGUAGGGUCAAUAGCUUCCUGUGGUAAUACAUGCAGUACUAAAAUUUAUGGGAUUUUUUUUAUAAUGGUAUGUUAAUGAUUAAAUGCUGUAAAUAUUGGUGCAAUAUGAUUUUCUAAGCAUUUGUAUCUUUAAAUUUGUACAAUGUAUUAGAGGUACAGUUACAGAAAGUGUUAAGUUUGGAAGCAGUAAAGCUAGUAACAUCUACUAAAAUAUUUACCAACUGAAGAAGCUAUUUAAAAAGGAUAGAUUAGCAAUUAAUUACAUCCAAUAAAUCAUUGCAAUUAAUUAUUUUAAUUUUUGAUUAUUUUAAAUGCUUUAGUUUUGCUUUAAUUACUUGAAAACAUUUUUAAUAGCCUACAGUUGAUUUAAAAAAAAAAAAACUAGCUUCCUUUUUAUAAAACAAAGAAUUCUUAAUAACACUAAUGUAUAAUGGUGUUUAAUAUUGAACUACAAAGAUUCAUUAAAAAGUGUACUUUGUAGAUUGACUUUGUGAUUGUUUAUUUGUAUGUUAGAGUUUUAAAAAUUAACAUCCAGAUGACAUUAAAGGUAAAACAACAUUCAGAACCAGAUUUUAUUUUAUUUCUGAUUUGUUUUGUUUUUUAGUUCAAAAGAAGGUUUGGAAGGUAUUUCCAUGUGUUUAUAAUUUAUUUCAUUACUUUUAAAUAUAGCUUAGUAUUGAAAUUAAUUAUUAAUACUGUUAGCAUUGUUGUGAUCAAGGCAGGUAAAAUGUAUUUUCUGUUUUUGUGAUUUUUAUAAAUUAGCAGUGUUACAUUGCUUACCCUAAUAAAACCCUUG